Molecule: messenger RNA, 1779 nt
Organism: Spirodela intermedia
Lineage: Eukaryota; Viridiplantae; Streptophyta; Magnoliopsida; Alismatales; Araceae
Source: the annotation of a GenBank genome assembly
AUGCUCCGCGCCUCCGUCUUCCCCAACGACUUCACCUUCCCCUGCGCCUUCAAGGCGGCCGCCGCCCUCACCUUGCCGCCGGCCGGCCGGCAGCUCCACGCCUUGGCCCUCAAGUCCGGCCUCAUCUCCGACGUCUUCGUCGCCUGCAGCGCUCUCGACAUGUACUGUAAGACGGGCCUCAAAACCGACGCCAGCAACUUGUUCGAUGAAAUGCCCCAGAAGAACAUCGUCGCCUGGAACGCGGUCAUGUCCAACGCCGUCCUCGAAGCUCGCCCCGCUGAUGCCGCCGAAGCUUUCCUCGCCCUCCGCCACCGCCCCGAGUGCUACCCUAAUUCCAUCACCCUCUGCGCCUUCCUCAACGCCUGUGCCGGCGCCGGCGGCAGCGGCGGCGACGGCUACCUUCCCGCCGGCGAGCAGCUCCACGGGUUCAUCGUCCGCUCAGGCUUCGAGGGGGACGUCUCCGUGGGCAAUGCGCUGAUCGACUUCUACGGCAAGCUCCGCCGGCCGGCCGGCGCCCGGCGAGUCUUCGACGGGAUUUCCCCGAGAAACGACGUCUCCUGGUGCUCCAUGAUCGCCGCCUACGCGCAAAACGCGGCGGAGACGGAGGCCUUCGCCGUCUUCCUCGCGGCGCGAAGGGAGGGCAUGCGGGCCUCCGACUUCAUGCUCUCCAGCGUCCUCACCACCUGCGCGGGCCUCGCCGGGGUCGACCUCGGCAGGGCGCUGCACGCCGCCGCCGUCCGGUCCCGCUCCGACAGCAGCGUCUUCGUCGGCACCGCCCUCGUCGACAUGUAUGGCAAAUGCGGCAGCGUUGCAGACGCUGAGCGCACCUUCCAAUGGCUGCCCAGUAAGAACCUCGUCUCCUGGAACGCCAUGAUCGGCAGCUACGCCCAGCAGGGCCUCGCCCGGCCCGCCCUUGAAGCUCUCCACGCCAUGGCCCUCCCCGGCGGCACCGCCCCCAACCAUGUGACGCUGGUGUGCGCCAUGGCGGCGUGCAGCCGCGGGGGGCUCGUCGAGGAGGGGCUCGAGCUCUUCGAGACCAUGGGGGAGAGAUACGCCAUAGUCCCCACCUUGGAGCACUACGCCUGCGCGGUGGACCUGCUGGGGCGCGCGGGGAGGGAGGAGGCGGCCUACGAGCUCAUCAGGAAGAUGCCGAUGGCGCCGUCGGCGUCGGUGUGGGGGGCACUGCUGGGGGCCUGCAGGAUGCACGGGAAGGUGGAGCUGGGGAAGACGGCGGCGGAGCGCCUGCUGGAGCUCGACCCAGGAGACUCCGGCAAUCUGGUUCUGCUCUCCAACAUGCUCGCCGCCGCGGGGCGGUGGGAGGAGGCGACGGAGGUGAGGAAGGAAAUGAAGGUGGCGGGGGUGAAGAAGGGGCCAGGUUGCAGCUGGGUUUCAUGGCGGCACGAGGUGCACGUCUUCCACGCCAAGGAUGGGAAGCACGAGAGGGACGGGGAGAUCAGGACGGAGCUGGGGAGGCUGGAGAGGGAGAUGAGGGCGGCGGGGUACUCGCCGGAGACUAGAUGGGCGCUGUACGAUGUGGAGGAGGAGGAGAAGGAAGGGGAGGUGAGGGAGCACAGCGAGAAACUGGCGGUAGCGUUUGGGCUGCUGUGGGUGCCGGCGCCGGCGCCGAUCAGGGUGACGAAGAAUCUGCGCGUCUGCGGGGACUGCCACGCUGCCAUCAAGCUCAUCUCCGCCAUCGUCAAGAGGGAGAUCAUCCUCAGGGACAACGUCAGGUUCCACCACUUCUCCGAAGGCCGCUGCUCUUGCGGCGACUACUGGUAA